CCGUCUCGUGAAUUCCGCUCCUGCCAUCAGCUGCUGCCGAACAUUGUUUACUGUACUUUUCCCCCGAUUCGGAGCACAUCUGCGCAAACUUACGCGGCAAGAUAGAUACCGCGGAGCUCGAAGUGAAGAACUCGGCUCCGGUUUUCACGAAGAUUUCGCCAGCUCCGACAUGACGAAAAAUCGCCCGGAAGCGAUGUUCGAGCUCGAAUCUCAAUUCGUGCUUCGUGUUCCGCCUGAAGUAGCCGGAGACCUCCGCGAAGCGGUUCGUCAGGGGAAUAGCAACCUGAAAGACCGACUCGCCAUAAAACUCGAGAGUGAUAAUCGUGUUGGGAGCGUAAGGUUCGAUUCAUGGCUUCUCCCCGCCCGGGUCUACGACUUACCAUGCGUGAUCGAGUCGCACAAAACUCUGGAUAGGAAGACUUUCUACAAAACUGCGGAUAUCUCCCAGAUAAUGAUUUGUUAUGAGCCCGGACAAGAACCGAAGUCAGAAGACGAAGCUCCUUUGCGUAAGAGGAAGGACGCUCUGACCAAGAAAUAUCUCUAUCCUCAUGGGAUCACCCCUCCGUUGAAGAAUGUCCGCAAGAGACGUUUCCGUAAGACGCUACAAAAAAAAAUCAUCGAUUUCCCGGAAAUCGAGAAGGAAGUCAAGCGCCUGUUCAGAGAGGACAAUGAAGCUGAAAGCGUGCGGUAUGAAGUCAUACGUGCUGAAGAUGAAAUGAAAGCUGAUGGCAAAGGAGCAAUUGAGGUGACCAAUCAUCCAGGACCUGAUCACCAGGGUCCGAGCGGCCUAGGCGAUCAGACCAUGGACGUCGGUGAGCACGAUCUCUUUGGAGAACCCCUGUCGUCUUCUGACGAGGAGGGAGAGCAGCUGAAUGUCAAUGUCGACUCCACCGAUGAUUCGAGGAGUCCCCUGAAAAAGACGAAGAGCAGCGAUGCGAAGGACCUCGUCACACAAUUCUCUCAAGCCUCUGAAUUCUCGGAUAUGCUCAAUGAGAACAUGGGCGAGGAAAGCAACAUGUCUGCGCCGGGACCUUCGAGUUUGCAGCAGGGAUACGAGGAAGAAGCUGAAGCUGCUCGCGCUCUCGAAAGCGACUUCCCCAAGGACGACGAGGUGUCACAGAAUACUGCCUAUCAUGAGAGACUCGCAGAACUGGAUCGGGACAUGAUCCGACUGACGGAACAACGCCGUCAGCAGGAGUCUGAGAUCGCCAAUAUCGAGAACAUGGCUCUGCGGCAGAGAUUCCAGUCACUCUUACAGAAUAUCAAGCUCGAACAGGCUGAGAAGCAACGAGAGUACGAUAAUAUCGUUCAACUUCUACACCAGUGA
Galendromus occidentalis (western predatory mite) is the source of this 1327-nucleotide messenger RNA. Its product is annotated as TATA-box binding protein associated factor 7. Gene Ontology annotation, cellular component: transcription factor TFIID complex. Gene Ontology annotation, molecular function: RNA polymerase II general transcription initiation factor activity. The transcript has 7 exons. Bases 170 to 1327 code for a protein of 385 amino acids. Gene Ontology annotation, biological process: transcription initiation at RNA polymerase II promoter; RNA polymerase II preinitiation complex assembly. The record is from RefSeq and is a predicted model, not a curated record. Lineage: Eukaryota; Metazoa; Arthropoda; Arachnida; Mesostigmata; Phytoseiidae.